This is a messenger RNA of Drosophila subpulchrella, 4782 nucleotides long. RefSeq lists its product as uncharacterized. Gene Ontology annotation, cellular component: membrane. The record is from RefSeq and is a predicted model, not a curated record. Gene Ontology annotation, molecular function: dopamine neurotransmitter receptor activity, coupled via Gi/Go; G protein-coupled receptor activity. Bases 761 to 3193 code for a protein of 810 amino acids. NCBI's taxonomy places the organism in Eukaryota, Metazoa, Arthropoda, Insecta, Diptera, Drosophilidae. Gene Ontology annotation, biological process: adenylate cyclase-activating adrenergic receptor signaling pathway. The transcript has a single exon.
ACAACUGUAGCAGCAACACCAGCAACAACAACUGCUGAUAAAGACCGGCUGGCAACAGCAACAGCAAUCGCAGCAGAGAAGCGGCCACUUGCAGCAGCAUAAUUUCAAAGUCGGAGCGUGGGAAUCGCAAAUCACGACGGCAGCAACAGCAGCAACAAUCAUCGCAGCACGGCAGCAACAUCGGCGCUCUCGUCGCUCUCCCUGUUGCUCUUUCCGCUCGCCAUUCUCCCGCUGGCGUUGCUCCGUCUCGCUCUCGCCCAGAGGGCCCCUCUCGCUCGCACUGCCUGGCGAGCGGUCGCGUAUAUUUGGAGGCGUUGCGGCGACCGCUCACGACAGUUGUGCUUGGAACGCUUCGGAGUGAAGAUCGUGCUCGUCCGAUCGGUGCGCGUGAAAAAUACACGGCGAAAAUAAAAGAAAUCCCCAAACAAUUGACACAAGUCACGAAAAAUAUGCACAAGUGAAAAAAAAAAUCAACUGAAAUUGUUUUUUACACACAAAUCUCGCACGUAAAUUAGCAAGCGUUCGCAAGAAACAAGCCGCACACCAAACACAUAAUAUUACAAAGUAACAGAAAAGAUAUUAAACAAGAAACCCAAAAAUUGUUCAAGAGACGAGAGACAGCGGAUAUACCGAGUGAAAUUUGUGUCAUAAGCAAAGCCAAAAUAAAACUGAAAAAGCCAAACAAAAUAAGAGUAGUGGCCAUAGGAAGUGACUGUGAAACUGUAAAGUGAUGUGUGGUAAUCGAAAAACAGCAUAAAGAAUGGCCAUAGACCUCCUGAUCCUGGCCCUGCUGCUCGUCUCAUUCCUGAUCAACCUGCUGGCGCUGUGUGCCUUUUGGAUAACGCCGGGCCUGAGGACCACCGCCAAUCGCUUCACCAUCAAUCUGCUGGCCAUCAAUCUGAUUGGCUGCUGCAUAUUGGCCCCCACUUUGUUCCUGGGCCUGCCGGGCAAAUCUGCGGAGCUAGCCUCUCCCGCCGGAGAAACCCUCGAGUUCUUCUCGAAGCCCGGGAACCAUCAGGUGAUCCUGCGUCGCAAUGGCCAGCUGGUGGAGCAGGACGGCGUGGUGCUGCGCAAGAAUAUCAGCGAAAACGGCGAUCUGGUGGAGACCUUCUUCAAGUGCAAUGCUACCUACUGCAGGGAGUUGACCAUCGACGAGCGCGGAGAUGGGGGCUUUGUUAUCACCGAGACGGAGACCCACGAGGAGAAUCUCUCGGCCUUCGAGAGUGCCCCCACGGAGUCACCCAUCCCAGCGCCAGUUCAACUGAGAUGUUGGUCCAUCGAUAUGACUGCGGCCCUGGGAGCUCUGGCCGUUCUUCUUGUGGUGGGUGAUACCUGGUGUGCCGUCACAGAUCCCCUGCGUUAUCACAGUCGCAUUUCGGGUGUAAAGACCUGGAUCUUCAUAGCCCUCACCUGGGUGGUGGGCAUACUCUUUGGGGCCCUUUCCGCCUUUCGGGUUCUGGACUUUGAUGCAGAUGCCUUGUUCAGUAGACAGCGUAGACUGGCAGUCACUUACUUCAAUAUCAGCAGUACAAACAGUAUUUUCGGAGUGAUCUACGCCAGUGUCUACUUCAUAGUGAUCAUACUCCUGCCCUUUGGCUUCGUGUGCGGCAUGUACUGGAGGAUCUUCAGCGAGGCGCGCGGAAAUGGGCUGCGCAUGCGCCAGAAUGGAUCGUCGCCACUCCUCCAGAGCGCCCUGAAUCUGACAGCUGGCCAGCAGGCGGCCCAGGCGAACCAGUUCUCCAAUAGCCUGUGUGUCCACAGGCACUCCAUAUCUUCUGCUAGUUCGCAUGGCGGAAAUAGCAGUCUGGGCAUGGGUUUGGGUGGUCUGCAGAUGCAAAUCGAUCAAAGGUCACAGCCCAGGAGCUCACCCAGCUGUCUACGCAGGGAUUCGGCGGCCAAAGUCCUGCUGCCCACCAUUUCCGAUGAUGGUGGCUCCGAUGUGGAUGCAGAGAGUGGAGCUGGCGUACAACUAAUGCCUGUUCAAGAGCACUCCCUGUCCGACAGGAAUCAGAACAUAAUGCUGACCCUGCAAACAGCCAGUGGGGAGAUCAAGAGGAACUAUUCCGCCAGGCAGUUGCCACUGCUGGGCACUUCCUCGCAGGACCUUCGGGAGGCUAAUCGUCUGCAGGGCAUUCGUCAGGUGCACAGCUCGCCAAAUCUCCACAAGUACACGGAGCUGCGGCAGGAUUCCCUGAGCGAGGAGUGUGGUUCACCUCAUCUGCUGGGCCAUGCCCAGCGACAGCAGCAGCAGCAAUCGCAGCAGUUGCACCUGCAACACCAGCAGCAACAGCUGCAACAUCACGCCCAGCAACAUCACCCGCACUUCAGUUCGCCGCGCCACCAGCAGCAGCACGGCCACGCCCUCCAGAUACCCGCCAUCCACGCCUCCCCCAAGGCCCUGAGUUACAUGAGCUCCCUGCGACAUCGUCUGAGCAAUGCCAGUUCGCUUUUCAAGUACCGCGAGGAGUCGAGAGCUGCCCGGAUCAGCAUCCUGGUGGUGGUGAUGUUCGUGGUCUCUUACCUCCCCUUUGGACUCCUGGUGCUCCUGCAAUCGCGGCUGUCGGCUGCCAACUUUGGAGGAUCCUCGCAGCUGGCCAUCUUCAUGAUCCUGCUGGCCAACCUGAGUUCGCCCUUCAUCUUCGCCUACAGAAACAAGAGGGUGCGACGUGGGGUCAAGCGUCUGUUUGGCCUGGAAUCUUCGGGAGGCCUGCAGCGCCACUGCAGCAGCAGUGUGAAGACCAAUGGCACCAAUGGGCCAACUACAGGAGCUUCAGGAGCACAGUUGCAGCGCAACAGCAGCAAGUUGUCGCAGUACAGCAGCAACAGCUGCCGCUACUUGACCCCGCAGACCUCGCUGGUCAGUCAGGUGCCAGUGCACACGACCUUGACCCUGAGGCCCAACAGCAGUUGCAGCACCAUCAUUAACUUUGGAGGAGGAGCUAGGAGCUCAGCCGAAUCCGACGAGCCACCGCCGGAAUCAUCACCCCCUGCGGUGACUGCCCUACCGCCCGUUGCCCGCCCAAUGCGUCCCAAAUUGCAAAGGGGCAUCACCAUCGUGGAGCACAUAGCUAUAACACCCACCACCCCACAAAAGUUCCAGCAUCGCGGGGCCAAACUCUUCGACAUGUUCUUCCGCAGCUCCAAGAAACUGCAGUCGGGCUGUCAGAGCCAGAGUUUGCCCACAGAGGUCUAAACACCAGGGGUUCUUAACUAUAUGUAUGAUAUAUACUUUAGAUCUUAGACAAACACUAAACUCGCGCUUGCUGAAGAAUUCUAAAAACAGUAUUCGUAAUUUGUAAGUUUAGCAAUUAGCAAAGACAACUGUUUGAAUUUGAGUUUUAAGACCAGAUCAUGCUGUCCUAGAAGCUUCUCAUGCCAAAAAACAAAAACAUAACACACAAAGAAGAAAGUCAAACUAGAGAGUUUGAGAUGCUUUAAAGUAAUACACAAAAAAAAACAAAGUACCUUUUAAAAAUACAACAAAAAACUGUGUACAAGUCAAAUUAACAAAGUUAGGAUGAACAGGAGUUAUAAUCUUAGGGUGGAUAUCAAACUGAAAAGUGGAACCAAACCAAGCCAAGUCGAGAUCGUAAUCAAUGUACCUAAGCAACAAGCAUAUGAACAUUUAAUGUUUUUACUCAAAUGAAAGCACAAACGAAAAAAAGAAAUAGCAAAGACAGCACAGUUUUCGAGCUCCCCUUUACUAAUUUAUUAUUUAUUGUAUAAUUGUAACGAUUGUAAAUAUUUAUUAGACAUCCACACCGCAAAGCUUUAACUCCAAACGACAUUCUGGCUAAAAACAAGAAGAGACGCAAACAUUCAAUUCAUAAGUUAAUUAAGUCAAUGUGCAAAGCAUAUGUGUAUUCUAGAGUUUAAGUUGUAGAGCCGAGUAGUCUUAGACCGAGCACCUAGUGCCGAGCAGUGCUUUUUCCACACAUGGCCAACUGGAGUGAUUGGCCGACUUUGCAGGCGGCAUUUUCAUAUUGAAAAUGCCUUUUGACCGGUGCAAAGUCAGCCUUCCAGUUGGCCAGAGUGUCAGUCAGCAGUUAGUUAACCCUUGGUUAGCCAACCGGCUAUCGAGCCAUUAAGUCAAUUUGCUUUUUCUAGAACACCGCGGGCAUUGCGUGCAGCUAAAUACCUCAUUAGUUUUAAUUUAAAGUGCGAGAUGGGCGGCGGCAAUAGGUCAAAGGUCGGAGCCAUCAAAUAGUGCAUGGUAAAUUGCCCGAUGGCCCCUGGCUAUUGUCAGUCCGCUCCAGGCCAGAAAGCUUUAUACCUUAAGUUCUCCCGCUUGAUUUCCCUCGGCUGCACACAAAAGAAAACCCAACACACAACACUAAACACUAAACAACCUCGAAUUUAUAUUUCUAAAGUUUAUAUUUUAUAUAGAGUGUGUGCAUAGGAAAUAUCUAUAAAUAUUCAUGCAUGUGUGUCGGACAAAGAAAAUAUUUCAAAACCAAUUAUUGUGAUGUUGAGCAAGGGGGCAACCAAGAAUGUAAUUUCGAAAUGCAUUAAAAAUAACUUAAAACAUGUAUUAAUAGUUAUACUAUAUACAAGCUUAUGUGUGUGUAUACAUACCUUUACUAAAUAGUGAUAUUUUUUCAAAUUUAUUCAACCGUCAUUCGCUAAACCAUUCGAUGUAAGCAAAAACGCAAAUGUAAAACGAAAAGUUCAAUGUGACAAAUUAGCUUUUAAUCCGAAAAGAAAAUGAAUUAAUACAGCAACAAUUGGUGGCUGAUGCAAGUCUAAUCCGGUAUUUUCCAGCCAAGCUGCUAAUAAAUUAAA